CCCAGGCAAAUGUGCGCUUGUACCAGUUGGUAGAGGGGAGAAAAGAAAGCAAGCGGUUCUGGGCCCCAUCCAUGGCAACAAGCUCCUUUCUCCUGAUCCGUUCCUUCGCAUAACCCUGCCCUCCCUUGUCUGCUCUGCUUCUGUUCUGCGAGGCUGGCUGGCUGAUGGUUCGUUCGUUCGUCUGAACCCGUCCAUUUCAGCCCUCAACCUCCCGCCGCUCCUGUUACUCACUCCUCCUCCUCCUCCAUCUCUCCCCCUACUCACACUCAUAACCUCCUCCCACCCCCAUCGUGAGCCUCCUCAUGCUGCGCGCCGCCGCCAACCCUCCACGAGCCGUCGCAUUCGUCCUCCCGUAAUCAGCGAUCCACCUACCCCAAGCACGCGCGCUUACUUGCGCCCCUUCCUCACCACUUCUCGUUCGCCCCUCGCCCGACCGCCCCGUUCGUCCCUUCCCUUUGUCAUACCACCGCCCAUCAUGAUGCAGAAUCGCAUCCUCACCCCGCGUCAUAUUGUCCGCGUCGUUAUCGCCUUCGUCUUUCUCACAGUAAUCACCCAACUAUGGUACUACGGCCCACCCCACGCCCUGCGCUAUCCAACAACCGGCGCCGCCAACGGUGCCCAUCCCAUCGACUACCUCAUCAAGCAGGCCCGUCAAUCCCAAGAUGACUUGCUGGCAAAACAAACCCAUGAUCUCAAAUCAUCUGCCGAGGCAUAUCGCAAACGCCGAGGGCGCCACCCCCCUCCAGGCUUUGACAAGUGGUUUGAGUAUGCCCAGAAGAACAACGCCAUCAUCGUCGAGGACUUCUUCGACCAAAUCUACCACGACCUGAACCCUUUCUGGGGCCUGCCCGCCAAACACACCAGGCAGCAGGCCAAGCAGCUUCCUUUCAGGAUUAGUCUCAGGAACCAUGAAAUGCAGGAGUUCAUGGACGACUCCAAUUGGAUGAAGAUUUGGGUCGGCAUGGUCGAGGAAUUGAAAGACUUGCUGCCGGACUUGGACAUGCCCAUGAACGUCAUGGACGAACCGCGCAUGAUCGUCCCAUGGGAGGACAUCAACAGUUAUGUCAAAGCGGAGCAUGCAGCACGCAGUUUGGCGGCCCCACAACACGUCAUCCAGGAGCUCUCUCCUCUCGAUGUGGAUGGAAACGAGGGGAAGAAGUUCGAGAUCGAGUUUAUCGAAAAAGGCCAGUACUGGGACACUGCGCGUGUUGCAUGUGCUCCCGAUGCGCCCUCCAGAUCUGUACCCGCCGUUUCCAACUCUUCGGGCCCUCCCCCAUACUGCACCGGCAAGACCAGCGAAAACUGCAAGCCCGACGCAUCCGUCUGGCUCUCGUAUAAUGGCUACGUUUCAAAUUGGACCAAAGUCAAAGAUCCGUGCCUCCAGCCAGAACUCCGGGAAUCCCACGGCUCCUUUAUCGAACCCUUGUCGCAAUCCUCCACCAGGUCGCUCAUUCCCCUCUUCGGCGGUAGCAAACUGCCAAUGAACAACGACAUUCUCAUUCCCCCUGCCAUGUACUGGGCCAAGAAAUCUCUCUAUGCAACUGGUGACACCCACGGUGCUGAAUGGGAAUCGAAGGCCCCGAGGGUGGCGUGGCGUGGCGGAGCUACCGGCGGUAAGCACCACAAGGACAACUGGACUCGCUUCCAAAGGCAUCGAUUCAUCUCGGUCAUGAACGGCACUCAAGUACGAGAAGCUCAGGCCGAUGAAAACCGCGAGGCUCCCAACUUCCAACUCCAACCGUAUCAACACUACCUGGGCACCGCAGGCCAAAAUAUGGAUCUGGCGGGCUGGCUCGAUGCAAUUGCCGAUGUCGGUUUCGUGGACCUCCUCUGCUACCCCAAGAAUGAGGAUCAUUCGUGCCCUUAUCUCGAUCCCUAUUUCAAACUUGUCAAGGGUAUUCCCCUCGAGAACAUGUAUGAUUUCAAGUAUCUCCCAGAUAUUGACGGAAACUCGUUCAGCGGGCGUUACCUUGCCUUCCUGCGAUCGGCUUCACUCCCAAUAAAGGCGACCAUCUACUCCGAAUGGCACGAUUCUCGUCUCAUGCCCUGGCUACACUUCGUACCCAUGCACAACUCUUUCGUCGACAUCUACGGAAUACUAAAGUACUUCAUUGGAGACGUCAAAGACAACGGACAGGGACAGUUGAAGACCAAGCACGGACAUGACAAGGAAGCCAAAACUCUUGCACUUGCUGGUCAAGACUGGGCCAACAAAGUGCUAAGAAACGAGGACAUGCUCAUCUACGUCAUGAGGUUACUGCUGGAAUUUGCCCGAAUCUGCGACGACAAGAGAGAAUCAAUGGGAUUUGUCGGCGAUCUUGAAUAA
Molecule: messenger RNA, 2326 nt
Organism: Periconia digitata
Lineage: Eukaryota; Fungi; Ascomycota; Dothideomycetes; Pleosporales; Periconiaceae
Source: the annotation of a GenBank genome assembly